UCUACGCCUAACGCGCGAACAGGCGCGGUUUUAAUCUAACCAAUCAGCGAUGAUCCCACAAGCCGACGAACGUCACUUAAAGUGGCAACUAGACCGCGGCAUUCCUUCUACUGGAUUCCCCCUUACACGUGCGUCGCCGCUUUUAGAAAAGUUCUAUUUCGUUGGAGGACCAGCAGAUGGCGCUGGUUGACCAAGCCGGAACGCUAAUACACCGGGGAGCAGUGUCGGGAGUUCACCGGGGAGAAGACUGGCUGAAGAGGGGAUGAGAGAUGAUAUAAGAAUUGGUGGAAUAUAAGAGUAUGUCAUCUUCUGAUCAACUUGAGGAGCUACGGCGCUUAAAUAAGUGUCUCCUGGAGAAACUGAGUAUUAACCGGGAUGACCUUCACAAGCAGCUGUCCACCGACCGCCACGUCCGCAAUACGACCACUGAGGAACCAUCGCAGACCUCGAAACCUAAAACGACGCGGAAUGGAUGUGGGGAGGUCCCAAGAUGCUCGCUGAGAAGUCUGGAUCCAGCUCUGCAGACCACACAAGGUUCAUCCUCCGCUGCAAGGAAAGCCCUGUGUACCCCUAAGAAGUCCCAUCCUCAGGAGACUCGCCCAUUUGACAUGUCUGCUCACAUUCUGAAUCUCGAGGGAUCGGGACAUGGGGUCUGCUCCGAUCAGGGCAUUAUUAAGAUAGGCUCUCCAGUGAAACGCGUCAACAUCCUGAAUUCUACUAUGAUUAGCCCCAAAUCUGCAGAAAACUUUUCUCCUCAGUAUAUCGACCGGUUAGAGGAUGACGGGAACCUGAGGAACAAAGAAGCACAGACUCCAAAAUCUAUUCUCCUUACGCCAAACCGAAGCACCAAGAGAGAUCCGGGGCGCGUCACAUUUCUGUGCAAUGAUGAAUCCCCUCACCUGGAGACUCAGUGGUCUGCUCGCCCGCUGCUAGGUUAUGACUGGAUAGCAGGACUGCUGGAAGUGAAGUCCCCCAUCACCAAUAAAUCUGACCAGUUUUUCGCAGAGAUCGGUGAAUUCCGACGUGUCAACCAGGAGGAGUGCGCCCACGAGUAUUUUACUGGAUCAGGGGCACAGGAUUCAUUGGUAGAAGAUCUGGAUCUCUCGAUGGACACUCAUCAGUGUGUGUACUGCUACCGGGUGAACCAGCGGUUAUUUACAUCACCAAUGGGUGCAGAGCCCGCAUGUCCCAUAUGUAAGAAGCGCAGGGGCAGACGCCAUGUAUCCUUAGAAGAGCCUGCGUAUAUACGGGUGAGCAUUCCCCGGAGCACCCUGCUACCACCUUACAAAUACAGAGCCCACAGGAGAAAGAGCUUUGACCCUACGGACAGCCUUGCAUUGCCAUCGCAUUGUUUAGCCGGAUGGGAAAAUGCUGUGCCCUCGUGUAACCUCAAAGUCACCAGUCUGGACCUGAAGACCUCUGUAGAUCCAGAUUUGGUAUCUGCACCCACGACCAUUAAUGUGGGCACGGACAGUUCUUCUUACUACGCUUCAAGGGCAACAUCUGACAAUCUGCUGAAUUUGUCCCGCUCAAUCACCUUCCAUCACAGGAAUAUUAAGUGAAGGUCAAGUGGGAAGAAAACCUCGCUCAUUCCAAACAAGACCUUGUAUGAUUUCAGUGCAUCGUCUGGUUACAUCACUUGUAUCUUUGCCAGUUCUAUUCAUUUGUUACUCAGGUCCACUGUGGUCAAGGUUUAUUCCAAGACCUUAAAGGGGUUUUCCAGGAUUUUGAUAUUGAUGGCCUACUCUCAGGCACUUCUGCCAAUCAGCUAUUUCGUUGUAACUUCACAAUGGACGAUGCCAGAGCUACAGAGAAACCUCUGAUCAGCAGAAGUGCCCGGUGUCGAACCCCCACCGAUCAGAAAUUGACGGCCUAUCAAAAGGCUAUGGGACCAAAUGUAAAGGCAAAACAUGAUGUGACCUUAGCCGUACGUCUGAUUGCUCUCUACAUCCGAAUCCAGCCUAGCCAAUCUUCUGUGAGCUAAACCGUGCAGAUACCAGGCUGAUACAUUGUAGCAAACUAUCAAAACAGCCGAGGGAUUAGUGCUGUGCCUCAGAGGAUUGCCUAGACCAGAUCCACUCGUUCUUAACGGCCACUGUGAGAAGUAGUAGGUCUGUAGGGAUUUGCGGCCUCUGGAUGUCAACAAGUAUGUUUCCAUUUUCUGACAGCAAGUGGUGAUCUUGAAAAUGGUGAGGAAUUAUAUCAGAAAGUUGUAGAACUGUUCUUUACGCAAUGAAUAAACAUUAUAUUGACAAUAUUACCUUGAAGGGUUUCUCUGGGAAAGAUGACAUUUUGUCAAGUACCCGCAGGUCGCCUCUCUGAACAGAAGAUUCAUACUUGCCUGCUCCCUGCCAGUCCAGUUCUCUGGUGUCUCCAUGGUCCCUGCAGCGUUCAGGUCCGGGGCAGCAUGGACAUGU
Molecule: messenger RNA, 2417 nt
Organism: Bufo bufo (common toad)
Lineage: Eukaryota; Metazoa; Chordata; Amphibia; Anura; Bufonidae
Gene: MIIP
Product: migration and invasion inhibitory protein
Exons: 10
Coding region: 300-1562 (420 amino acids)
Biological process (GO): negative regulation of G2/M transition of mitotic cell cycle; negative regulation of cell migration
Source: RefSeq, a predicted model, not a curated record